Messenger RNA from Paramuricea clavata, 22798 nucleotides. NCBI's taxonomy places the organism in Eukaryota, Metazoa, Cnidaria, Anthozoa, Malacalcyonacea, Plexauridae. The record is from the annotation of a GenBank genome assembly.
AUGGAGGAGGGUGUGCCAUAUUGCAUGGAGCCGUCUGGGUUUGCAGCUCGGUAGGCUGUUGAUGUCUGUAGGCGAUCACCGUUGCGCUUACGUUUGCUGAAAGUCACAAAUAAAUCUAGUGUGAAUUGACCAUUGAGCUCCAAUAUACUGGAGCGAAAACUCGAGCAGAUACCUUAUUAUAGGAAAUUAACGAUGCACUUUAUUAACGCGACAUAAAUUAACGUGUCAUCUAAUUAACGCGAAUUGCAUUCAAGUGCUUCUAAAACUGAUUAAAUUAACGCGAAUAUGACAGUUUAUGGUUAACAAGUUAAUUUAACUAACGCGAAUUGAAGAAUAUAAACACAACAGCAAAAGUUUAAUAUUAUGUACUACCAAUUACUCUUGUUGAGUCAUGUUUUAAAGUAUUAUCAGGUUGCUUAGUCACAGACAAUGUUGACAAUUUAUUUAGAGAUCAAGUUUCUUAUAUUACAGCAACAUCGCGAACUAUGAUCAAACUAAACGCCUUUAGCUUUUCUAAGCAGGCUUUGAUAUGAAUUUAAAAGAUGAUAGACGCAGUUAAGGAUUAUUUAACAGCGAAAAGAUUUGGUAAUGUCGCCUACCUAUGUGUAAUUGUUCAUUUCCUUUGUGGUUUGGCAUUAGGUGCUUUUACCACAUUUUUGAGGAUAACCGAGAACGCGGGCAAAUUUUUUUGUUCAGUUGAUGCUAAGAGUACGGCCACGUACAAGAAACAGGUCGAUCAGGUAUGUUUUGCAAGAUAUGAUCAGGCGUAUAAUUCCCCUCUGCCUUUGUGCGGAUUUGUUCCACUGAGUAUUGGAGUCGCAGUUCUUGUCAGUGUUAUUUACUCACUGAUAGUGAGCACCCGCGUCGACGAAAUAGAGUCAAUACACAAACGACAAACUGAUGGCGAAACCGAGAAUCGUGGACAGAACAGGAAAACGGUAUAUGUUUUUUAUUCAUAUUUUGUCCACCUUGUUCUUCGUGGGCUAUUUGUGAUCGCUUUAACUGUUUUGCAACACACAUAUUUCUAUCCAAAUGGGUUCGAUUUCAAAUUCAACUGUAAUUUACCCCCAACGGAUCAAGUAUCAUCCAACAUAAAUACACCAAAGAAUGCGAGUCGUAAUUUGAGUGGUACAUUAGUAACAUGUGAGAAUGCGACAGCGUCAGAAAAAUGGGUAUCGGGUAUAUUUGUGUCUGUAAUAAACAGUAUUGUUGCCGCACUUAUACUUGGGGAAGUGAUUUAUCUUUUGCCACGUUUACCAAUCCUCAACCGUCAUUCUGGAGUUGGCUGUAGCCGUGAUUCUAAAUUUGUUAUUGAAUAUUUUCUUGGCAAGCAAUAUCAUUUAGUUGGUGAAAGUGAACCUUUAACAGGUAUCGAAGGGAACCCUACGUACUGUAGCACUCAGGAUUGUAUCGACGUUUACAAGAAACAAGUUUUGAAUCGUUCUCGUGAUCCUGGCAUAAUUUAUGGACCAAACGCUAAUAUAGAUGAAUUGUAUAUUGACGUUGUUAUCCAUACUGGACGAGCUCAGCAUAAUUUUCCCAAAGAAAUGAAAAGACACGAAAUCUACGACGUUUAUAUGAAAGUUCCCUCAAAAUCCAUACAUUUAGAAAAGAUAAGAGAUUUAUUUUAUCCCAAUGAAGAUACGAAGGGAGAAUUUCCCCGUAGCAUUCUGGCGAUUGGAAGACCUGGGAUUGGUAAAACUGUCUUGACCGAAAAAAUUCUGCGUGACUGGGCUAAUGUAAUUGAUGAAUAUUAUUCCGACAAGAUUGUCUUCUUUUUGAAAUUCAGAUGGUUCAACGAGAAUAUUAACAAAUUAACAAAUAUAUCCCUUAAAACAUUUCUUCAGUUUGGGACGGGACUGAGUGAAGAAAAUUUCGAAAGUAUUUACGAAGAAAUUGCAAAAGAGCCAUGCAAAGCCAUUCUUAUUUUUGAUGGUUUAGAUGAAUAUCACAGCGACCCCAUAAGUUGCUUAGACCAAUCUCGCAUCAUUCCAAACGAUCCUAAUACUGGCACGUCAGCAAUCAAUUUAUUCAUUAAACUAGUUUUGGGCGACUUGUUGAAAGGAGCAACGGUUCUAGUAACGAGCAGACCGACUGCAGAUGAUUUUUACUCGAGACUUGAUUUUGAUCGAAACGUGGAGAUUAUUGGUUUCACUCGCGAUAAAAUUGAAGAGUAUGUCAGCCGAUUUUGUGACAAUAAUAAUACGAGCGACGUCAAAACGAAGAUAUGGAACCACAUAAAAUCCUCAUCAGAACUGUUAAACUUAUGUUACAUUCCAGUCAACUGCUUUAUAGUGUGUGUUACCCUCUCUGGGUGUCUUAGUGACCCAAGAAAUGAAACUGGUGCUCUUCCAACAACACUGACAGAACUUUACCAGACAGCCAUUGAUCAUUUUGAGAAACAUCAUCACAGAAAUGCAGACAGAAACCCUACAGCACAUGAAGCGUUAAAGCAACUUCAACGAUUAGCAUUCCUUGCUAUGGAAAGCGGGCAACUGGUUUUUAAUCAAACCUUAUUUAAUGAGAAAAUGAAAAAAUCAGGUUUAUUGAACAGUUUAUCCAAUCCUAUUUUCCCACUACAAACACAAUUUUGUUUUAUCCACUUAACCAUACAAGAAUUUCUUGCUGCAAAACACGUGUCUGAAACAUUCACUCCACCCGAAAUAAAGAAGUUCAUUUCCGACCAUGUUAAAAGUGGUAAAUGGCAUUUAGUUCUUCAGUUCAUUGCAGGACUUUUGGGCAAGAAAAUCAAGAAUUUUGAUAAGGAAUACAAGGAUUGUGUUUUCGCGUUUGCAGAAAGCUUCAAAGUUACUAAUGGUAAAAUUGUAGUUAAAUACCAUGAAGUGUUUACAAUGAAGUGUUUAAGAGAAGCGGAUAAUGAAGAGAUUACUAAAGAAGUUUGCGAAACAAUUGCUAUAAACAAUUCGGUAGAACUAUACACUCAUGAGUCAUCUUAUAAUCUUUCUCCAAGUGACUGGGCAGCAGUGACUUUCGUUUUCAAACACAUGAAAGAAUUGGCAAAUUUGACAUUGUUAGUAUUUGCCGCAGAUUGUCUUCCGGAGAUUCUAAGAUUGCUACGAAAGACAUGCCUAAAUAAACUAGAAAUGGUUUCGGGAGCACAUGGCGCUGUUACAGACGAAGUAGACCAAGUAUUUAGCGCAUUAACGGAAUUAAACUGCACGUUCGACCACGAACACACUAAGCUGACUACGUUAGCACUUUAUGAUUUUGAAUUGACCGAAGCAGUUUUACCGAUCAUGUGCAAUUUUUUUGAAAACGGACAUGCGAGCCAACUUGAGUACUUAUCUCUACUGAAUAUUAAGGGGAUUCAGUCACAUGAAAUUUCGAAACUUUGUGAAAUCCUUAACAAUGAACAUUGUCCAAAUCUUGCAUAUUUGUCUCUUGAAGAAAAUUCAAUAGCUGAUAAGGGUGCAAAGGUGUUGUGGGAUACUCUGACGAAAGGGCUUCGUAAUCUUAAAAGAUUGAAGGUCAAGCAAUAUGAGUUCACAGUUCGAUGUAUUCCUGCGCUAGUGAAGACACUGCAAGAUGAACGUUGUCAACUGACUGUUCUAUCACUGGCGAACAAUGCCAUUGGUGAUGAAAGUAUAGGUAUGUUGUUUGAAGAUGCCCUGACAAAUCAGCGUUGUAAGCUUACUGUGUUGAACCUUGAACAGUGUGCGUUAACGGAUCCAUGCAUACCCAGUUUGUGUAAGGCACUGCAAGAUGAACAUUGUAAGCUAACUCUAUUGUUGCUUACGUCAAAUAAUUUCACUGCAAACGGCACGAAGUUGCUUCGUGAUAUAAAUAAUUAUAAAAGUUGUAAAGCUAGGGGUUUACGAAUUGACUUCCACCGAACUGCUGGAUAAAAUAGCAGAACACUAAAUUGAUGUCUUAUGAGUGAAUUAGAAAUUAUAUCUGAUCUUAACGAUUUUGUAAAUACACUAUAUACGGAUUACGGCUUUGAAUUUGUAAAAUAAACGCUGUUUCAUUAAUAAUUGUAGAUUAAGUUCUUUGUAAGUUUGCAUGGCGAUAAAACAAAUAAUAGUUUUGUUUGUGGAAACACCACAUAAAUUUAUUACUGCAAAGUUUUCGAUCCGUAAGCCCGGAUCUUCAUCAGUGCUAAUUACAGCUAAUAAUAUGUAAAUAUUAUAUUAUUAUUAGCACUGAUGAAGAUCAUAUUAUUAACACUGAUGAAGAUCCGAGCUUACGGAUCGAAAGCUUUGCAGUAAUAAAUUUACGUAGUGUUUCCAGAAACAAAACUAUUGAUUGUAGAUUACCUUCGCGUUUCUGCGAUGUUGCCAAUCUAUACUAGUCACUAGUGUGAUUAAAAUCUUAAAGUCCAGGAUCAAACGAGGAUGGGAGUUGGCAAGCGAGAGUUUGCAUGUGAGUUUUCUCAACUUUCGUGUCCCGAUCCGAACGAGAACAAAAGUUGCAUGAGAGUUGAUGAGAGUUGACUGGAUAUUACUGCGCGCGUAGCAAAAACUCUCGUCAAGUUUCAUCAAACUUUGAACGAGCUCAAAGUUAAUGAAAGUCGAUGAGAGUUGGCGAUGAAACACGAACGAGAAUUGCAACUCUCAUCAACUCUCAUUCUUGUUUGAGCGAGGUUUACUGUAAUACUACCAAUUGUCGUGAAAACAGCUCCCGUAAGGAUUUCCUUGUUAAAGUUAUUUUUCCUUUUUGUGUUGACGACUAGACUUCAAAAUUGUCGAAAAAGGAUUGGGUUCAAAAUUCAGCGGGGUUGAGAGAUAAAAAAUUUUGAACUGUAUUUUUAGUGUAUUUAUAUAUCAUGGUUAGUCAACUUAAGUAAAUGGAAUUAAAAACAUACAAAUAGUAACUCUAAUGUGGAAAUCGCACGCAAGCUGUUUUGAUGACAUUUUAUACCACGCUAUUUAAGCUAGCCAUAUGGCUAUUGAAGUUCGAAUCACUCCUAUACCCUUCCUAUCUGCAUCUAGGCUCGCCAAUCUCCCUGUAUAUCAAAAUGUCGAAUUACUGAAUUUGACUUCCAUGAUUUUUUGAUAUAGUUUGACAUUUAGUAAACGCAAGAAUUAAAAAAGUAGCACGCAUAUUGUACUAGGAAUCUAGGAUUACGCCUCGUACCACACUAUGCAAAAGUUCAUUUAAUUAUUGAUGCAUAUAAUAGUAUUAAAACAAAAUGAAUGCUAAUCUGAUAAUUGAGUGUUUUAAAAUGAUGACAUUUAAAGGUGAUCUACAGUCCGUAUGUAAACAAAGCCUUUGUUUACAUUUUUGUGUCCAAAAUAUUGAGCUUUAUUCGACAACUAUUUAUAUUUUCAAGCUUCUAGAGUAUAAUAAAUGAUCAAGAAACAACAAUCAGGCUUUUAAAGAACUCAAAACAUAGUUAAACUGUUUGUAUCAUAAAAUAAAAUAAAUAAAUGCUAAUCCAUAGUUAACUAUGGCUAAUCAAAAUCCCUGGGGUGGAGAUGCAAUUAAUGAUCAAAUACCCCACAUAUGCCCAACCCCCCCCCCCCUCCUUUGGGAGUUAACAUUGAUAGGUGCAUUUUAUGCAGGUUAUUUUUGUAUUCUCAUAUAAUGUACCUUAAUUAAAGUAUCAGCAGCAUGUUAUUGCACGGGACCAUUUAUCAAUAUUAUUGUAUAUAAAUAGACAUAUUUUUGUUUUAUUGUUGCAUUAAUUUUAAUGAAAAUUUACUCACAAAGUUGGUCAAGUGAAUGUAUAAACUAUUAAUUUGUUCAUUUAGUACAGCACAUGUUACAAUUAUGUACUUAAUUGCAUGAGUGUGCAUGACAGACAUUGUUUUAAUUGCACCCACUUGUGAUUAACCUAGUUUUUGUUUAAUUUAAAAAUGCUGAAAAAAAAUCUAAAAAGUUAGCCAAUUGAAAUAACAGCAUUUCUAUAACUUGCUAAACCUAGUCAGUUGCUAUUAUAUCACAAACAUCUGUCAACGUACACUCAUGCUCUUCCUUACCACUCGAGUCUCCCACUCACCACGUCGCUUUAUGAAAUUUUUGGAAAAAAUCCUAUUUUAAAAAACUCAACCCUAUACUUGAUAUGCUGAACAUAGACCUCUAAGAUAUCUCCUGCGGCAAUUAGUGGGUGCAAAUACUCGCAUAGUUCAGAAGCAAUAUAACCAACAUGUGUCCAUCCUGUUCCAUAGUCUAGAUCAAUUGCACUUGAGUCCGUUGGAUUCAAUUGCUCUGGCCAAUGAAGAGCAAGGUAUGCCUGUUCCAAAAUUAUGUUGGUAGUUUUUCUCAUGAGCAGCACCGAUGCACUUGAAAUCUUGAAUGGUACAGCAUGGGUGAUUUUGUCCUCGUCACUUUCAUCCUCAUCACUUAACUGGUCACCACUUUCUGCCCUAUCACCUUCAUUACAACUUUCUACCCCAUCACCUUCAUUACCUGACCAGGUUCAAGCACAGGCGGCCCAAUCUCGCAAGGGUCAGUAUAGAUUUUAUAGAUUUUAUACCAUAGAAGCUUUAUACAGUAUAAAUUUAUAUUAUAUUAUAUUAUAUUAAUUGUAUAUUAUAGUAAAAAUAUGUCGUAAAAUAUAAAUUUUAAAAUGAAAUUUACUUGCCUAUUUGCUAGUGUGUGUUCUCCUUUUAUUCCUCCUUUGUUGGACUAAUAUUUUCCGAGACUUUGUACUCCAUGUUACUAGUAUACAUGAAACAUGAUAAAGGCUAACCAUUCCCGAUCGUCGAUACGACGGCACGGCACUUCGAAUCGAAAAUUCUCACACUCAAAUCGCUUUAUUCUCCAAAAAAAUUCGCCAGAAUGUACAACAAAUGCCGUUCUUCGAAAAUACGGAGGUACUUCGGCGAGAUGUACAAGUUUUGGACCAUAUUUUAACAAUGGAAAUCAAAACCCCUUUUAUAUUGAACUUGCCCAGGCCGAAAAUUACUACGGCGAACGUCUGCGCAACCAGGCCUCCUUUACCGUUGGAUUUACAGGGGGGGAAGCAGAUAUUUCCGGUAACAGCCAGCCAAUCGCGGCCGCGAUAGCGACUGUUUACAUUAUUUGAAAUUUGAUAUUCAAAAUAAAAACUCCUUCGAUCGGAUACUGUAUAAAACUCGAGAUGUUGUCGAAGAAACGAAAACUAAACGACGGAGAUUGAAGAAAUUUAAAGAAGAAGUAAUAUACAGCGGCUCUUUGUUGGAAAGCAUGGUAGAAUAUGAUACUUUAAUUCGAAAUAUUAUCGUGAAUAUAUUAGUUGCAUCCUCCCCCCUGUAAAUCCAACGGUAAAGGAGGCCUGGUUGCGCAGACGUUCGCCGUAGUAAUUUUCGGCCUGGGCAAGUUCAAUAUAAAAUGGGUUUUGAUUUCCAUUGUUAAAAUAUGGUCCAAAACUUGUACAUCUCGCCGAAGUACCUCCGUAUUUUCGAAGAACGGCAUUUGUUGUACAUGCUGGCGAAUUUUUUUGGAGAAUAAAGCGAUUUGAGUGUGAAAAUUUUCGAUUCGAAGUGCCGUGCCGUCGUAUCGACGAUCGGGAAUAGUUAGCCUUUAUCAUGUUUCAUGUAUACUAGUAACAUGGAGUACAAAGUCUCGGAAAAUAUUAGUCCAACAAAGGAGGAAUAAAAGGAGAACACACACUAGCAAAUAGGCAAGUAAAUUUCAUUUUAAAAUUUAUAUUUUACGACAUAUUUUUACUAUAAUAUACAAUUAAUAUAAUAUAAUAUAAAUUUAUACUGUAUAAAGCUUCUAUGGUAUAAAAUCUAUACUGACCCUUGCGAGAUUGGGCCGCCUGUGGUUCAAGACCAGCCAACCACUCAAAUAGAUCUCUUUCUACAAAAUCAUAACAAGAAAAUUUUUAUUUUAUUAUUUUAUACAUACACUGUAAUCUCUAAAAUUAGCAAUCUAAUGCAAAAGUAUGUCACUAUUCACAGUAAUAUUAGAACAAUGUUCACACAAGUAUGGCAAUAUUAUUUACAGAUGAAAAUUGAAAAAUAUAUAACUACUGUAUGCACAUAUAUGUAAAAAUCUAUCCACAACUAGAUACAAACAGGCAUCAUACUUCAGCAAAAAUUUAUUAAACAAUUUGUUUAACUCAAAACAUGUACAUAAUUAUGUAUCACAGUGACACAGUACAUAGACACACACAAUAGGGUCAAACUAUAGGCAAUAAACACAAAUAUUACGCUAUAAUUUUGUACAGUGUAUUUAUGAAAUUACAGUACAGUACAGUACAGACAGUGCAAGAAUAAAAACAACAAAGCUGAAAUUUGACUAAAUAACAAGAUAACUGUAAUGCAUUGUAGUAUACCAACCUUAUUAAAUACUGCGCUUGUUUUUACGUUGAUGAUACACGGAGAUUUAAUAACGCCAUCCAACUUUAAUUAGAAAGAAGAGCCUUGCUAUUGGGAAUAUUUAUAUAAACAAAAUUCCUUCGCUCAGACGGAUUAUUUAUAAAUUAAACUAAAAUAACAACACGUCCCAUGCAAUUUAAAAAAAAGGUAAACCUGCUAUAGUAAAACACAAGUCAUAAUGAGGAUCGCAACAAUACAGCAAUAUGCUGUUUUCACAGAGUAUCUGACACUCUUGUCGUUCGAAAGCUUCCAUAUUUGUUUAGUCAGAGAGAUGUUCUCUCCUCGAUAGGGAUGGGCGAUACCAGCUUUUUCAUUCGAUACGAUAUUUCCUCGAUAUUUGCCGAUUUUUUUCGAUAUCGAUACCGAUAUCGAUAUUUUCCCAACUCGAACAACCAUCACAACAAAAAGACUAUUUUCAAUCAUUAACAACGGCAACAACACUAACAAUAUAAACAUUGAAUAAUAUAUGUCAGUGAUUGCAACCAGCAUGACCAGAAACUCCGAUCCUGCCCGUGGACCAUUAUAGCGCCAUAGAAAAUGAACUACUUUUAUAGUAUUUACGCCUACUAGUAUUUAGGCUUGGUGAUCGCUAGAUAGUAUACUUCAAAAUAAGGUUUCCAUUUUUAUAACGUAGAAAAAACUAUCCUAACGCAAAACUAAACCCUAACCCUAAUACUAACCCUAACCCUAACCUAACCCUAACCUAAACCCUAACCUAACCCUAACUUAUUUUAAUUAUUUUAAAAAUUGAUAUAAAAACGGAAACCUUAUUUUGAAGUAUACUAUCUAGCAAUUGCCCCUUGGGUGGCUACGAGUGAGGCGGCAUGUAAUGGAUAUGUAACGGUAUGUAAGGGUAUCUGAGGGUAUGUAAGGGUAUGUAAUGUACAAGCAUAUAAUUUUGCCUAUAUAUACUACUGUAAUAAAACAAGACGCAAACGAAACGGCUCAAAAAACGUUUACUUCGUAAGAUAGUCUUACAUGUAUGAACAAUGCCGAAUUUAAGCUACAUAUCAGUAUUUCUCAGAAAAAUUCCCUCUGAAAAAUAUUAUCGGUUCCAAGUUCCGGACUCGGUUCCUGUAUUGUUAUAUCCCUGUAUAAUUUGAGACACAGGUCACAGGUCAUAUUUAUAAACUCGUCGAUUUCAAGGUUUUUUCCGCUACGAAAUCAUGUGAAAUGCCUUUCCUCUGACAGACAUUGAAAUGCGUCAAGUUGCAAGGAACUUUUUCGCCUUCCAUGUACGCACUAACUACAAAAUAUGGUUUUAAUGACAAACCACUCUGACACAUAGGUAACAGAACACCACAUCUGUGUCUGUGAAAUGUCAACAGCAUCAAAAAAUAAUACAUAUUGACGCAUGCUCCAGGUAUUUAGAGUUUAGAGAAAUUGGUGACUACAAAUUUUUUUUGCCACUAUUAAAUUUGAUACAAAUUGUCACAAAUUUCAUUUUGGUAUUGCAAUUUGGUGUAUGCCGUAUAUAUCACUUCCAUGGACACACGAGUGAAUAUGAGAAAUAGCCAGGAUCUUGUUGAGUCAUGUUUUAAACUAUUAUUUAUCAGGUUGCUUAGUCACAGACAAUGUUGACAUUUAUUUAGAGAUCAAGUUUCUUAUAUUACAGCAACGUCGCAAACUAUGAUAGAACUAAACGCCUUAUAGCUUCCCUAAACAGGCUUUGAUAUGAAUUUAAAAGAUGAUAGACGCAGUUAAGGAUUAUUUAGCCCCGAAAAGAUUUGGUACUAUCGCCUAUAUAUGUGUAAUUGUUCAUUUCCUUUGUGGAUUGGUAUUUGCUGGUGUUACCGCAGCUUUGAGGGCAAGCGAGAACGGGAAAUUUUCUUGCUCUGUUGAUGGUAAAAGUACGGCCACGUACAAGCAACAGGCAUGUUUUGCAAGAUAUGAUCAAGCUUAUAAUUCCCCUCUGCCUUUGUACGGCUUUGUUUUACUGAGUAUUGGAUUGUCAGUUCUUGUCAGUGUUAUUUAUUCACUGUUAGUAUGGAAGCGUGUCGACGAAAUAGAGUCAAGCUAUGAACGACAAACUGAUGGCAAAGCCGAGCAUCGUAGACAAAACGUGAAAAUUUUUUAUGUUUUUUAUCGGUAUUUCAUCCACCUCAUUGUGCGUUCGUUAAUUGGGAUUAUUUUUACUGUUGUACAACAUACAUAUUUCUAUCCCAAUGGUUUCGAUUUGAAAUUCAGCUGCAAUUUACUACCAGCGGAAGUAACAUCCAACAUCAAUACACCAAAGAAUGCGAGUCGUAAUUUGAACAGUACAUCGGUAAAUUGUGAGAAUGCGACAGCGUCAGAGAAAUGGUUAUGGGGCAUAAUUGUAUCUGUAAUAAACAUUAUUGUUGCCUUAAUUAUAUCUGUGGAAGUGAUUUAUCUUUUGCCACGUUUACCUGUGUUCAACAGUUGUUCUUGGGUUGGCUGGAGCGGUGAUUUUGAAUUUGUUAUUGAAUAUCUUCUUGACAAAUCAUACAACGUACCUGGUGAGAGUGCACCUUUAACAAGCGUCAAGAACAACCGUCUACGCUGUCGCACUCAAACUUAUCGCAUUCCGGACUCUGUCGCUCAAGCGUGUGGCGCUGUGAACGAUACCAUUCCGGACUUUAGGAAUCAGGACACUCUCGACUCCAUCGCUCAAGAAUGUACCACUAUCGACCAUGACAUCCAGGACUCUGGGACUGAGGAUUGUAUCGACGUUUACAGGGAACAAGUUUUGAAUCGUUCUCGUGAUCCUGGCAUAAUUUAUGGACCUAACGCUAAUAUAGAUGAUUUGUAUAUUGACGUUGUUAUCCAUACUGAACGAGCUCAGCAUAAAUUUUCUAAACAAAUGAAAAGACACGAGAUCUACGAUGUUUACAUGGAAGUUCCUUACACCUCAAUAUGUUUAGAAAGGAUUGAUGAAUUAUUUUAUCCAAACAGAGAUACAAAGGGAGAAUUUCCUCGUAGCAUUCUAGCGAUUGGAAGACCUGGGAUUGGUAAAUCUGUCUUGACCGAAAAAAUUCUCCAUGAUUGGGCUAAUGGAGUUGAUAAAUAUUAUUCCGACAAGAUUGUCUUCUCUUUUAAAUUCAGAUGGUUCAACGAGAAUAUUAACCACUUAACAAAUAUAUCCCUAAAGACAUUUCUUCGGUUUGGCACGAGACUGAGUGAAGAAAAGUUCGAAAGUAUUUACAAAGAAAUUGCAAAAGAGCCACAAAAAGCCAUUUUCAUUUUUGAUGGUUUAGAUGAAUAUCACAGCGACCCCAUAAGUUGCUUAGACCAAUCUCGCAUCAUUCCAAACGAUCGUAAUACUGGCACGUCAGCAAUAAAUUUAUUCAUUAAACUAGUUUUGGGCGAUUUGUUGAAAGGAGCAACGGUUGUAGUAACGAGCAGACCGACUGCAGGUGAUUUUUACUCGAGACUUCAUUUUGAUCGAAAUGUGGAGAUUAUUGGUUUCACUUGCGAUAAAAUUGAAGAAUAUGUCAGCCGAUUUUGUGAUAAUAAUAACACGAGCGACCAUAUCAAAACGAAGAUAUGGAAGCACAUAAAAUCCUCGUCAGAACUGUUAAACUUAUGUUACAUUCCAGUCAACUGCUUUAUAGUGUGUGUUACCCUCUCUGGAUGUCUUAAUGACCCAAGAAAUGAAACUGGUGUUCUUCCAACAACAUUGACAGAACUUUACCAGACAGCCAUUGAUCAUUUGGAGAAACAUCAUCACAGAAAUGCAGGCAGAAACUCUACGGCACAUGAAGCGUUAAAGCAACUUCAACGAUUAGCAUUCCUUGGUAUGGAAAGCGGGCAACUGGUUUUUAAUCAAACAUUAUUUGAUGAAGAAAUGAGAAAAUCAGGUUUAUUGAACAGUUUAUCCAACCCUAUUUUCCCACUACAAACACAAUUUUGUUUUAUCCACUUAACCAUACAAGAAUUUCUUGCUGCAAAACACGUGACUGAAACACUCGCUCCAGCCGAAAUAAAGAAGUUUAUUUCCGACCAUGUUGGAAGUGGUCAAUGGCAUUUAGUUCUUCAGUUCAUUGCAGGACUUUUGGGCAAGAAAAUCAAGAAUUUUGAUAGGGAAUACAAGGAUUGUGUAUUCGCGUUUGCAGAACGCUUUGGAGUAAAAAAUGGUCAAAUUACAGUUAAAUACCAUGAAGUGUUUAUAAUGAAGUGUUUAAGGGAAGUGGACGAUGAAGAAAUUACUAAAGAAGUUUGCGAAGCAACUGCUAUAAACGAUUUGGUAGAACUACACACUCAUCAAACAAUUUAUAAUCUUUCUCCAAGUGAUUGGGCGGCAGUGACUUUCGUUUGCAAACACAUGAAAAAAUUGGCAAAUUUGACAUUGUUGGAAAUUGCGGCAGGUUGUCUUCUGGGAUUGUUACGAAAAAGAUGCCUAAAUAAACUAGAUAUGCGUGCGCAAGCACGUGGCACUGUUGCAGACGAAGUAGACCAAGUAUUUAGCGCAUUAAUGGAAUCAAACUGCACAUUGGACCACAAACACACUAAGCUGACUUCGUUAUCACUUGCUGGUUUUCGCAUUACCGAAGCAGGUUUACCAAUCAUUUGCAAUUUUUUUGAAAAUGGGCAUGCGAGCCAACUUGAGCAGUUAACUUUAAGUUCAAAUCAUAAUAGAAUUUAUUCACAUGAUAUUUCGAAACUUUGUGAAGUCCUGAACAAUGGACAUUGUCCAAAUCUUACACAUUUGAAUUUUCGAAAUAAUUCAAUACGUGAUGAGGGUGCAAUGGUGUUGUGUGAUUCUCUGACGAAAGGGCUUCGUAAACUUAAUAAAUUGGAUGUAAGUGUAUGCGAGUUAACAGAUCAAUGUAUUCCCACGCUAGUGGAGGCACUGCAAGAUGAACGUUGUCAACUGACUGAUCUAUCACUGGGGAACAAUACAAUAGAUGAUAAAGGUGCAUGUAUGUUGUAUGAAGAUGCCUUGACAAACGAGCAUUGUAAGCUUUCGGUGUUGAAUCUUGGAAAGUGUUUGUUAACGGAUCAGUGCAUACCCAGUUUGUGUAAGGCACUGCGAGAUGAACAUUGUAAGCUAACAGAAUUGUGGCUUCCGUCAAAUACAUUUACUGCAAACGGCAGGAAGUUGCUUAGUGAUAUAAAAGAUGUUGAAAGUUGUAAAGCUAGGGAUUUACGAAUUGUUGAGUACAAUGGAAAUUAUAUCUGUUCUUAACAUUUUUGUUAAUAUACUGUACGGCUUUAAAUUUGUAAAAUAAACGCUGUUUCAUUGAUAACUGUAGAUUAUCUUCGCGUUUCUGGGAUGUUGCCAAUCUAUACUGGUGUGAUUAAAGUCCCUGAUCUAACGAGGAUGUGAGUUGGCAAGCGAGAAUUUGCAUGCGAGUUUUCUCAACUCUCGCGCCCCGAUAGGAACGAGAACAAAAGUUGCAUGAGAGUUGAUGAGAGUUGAGUGGAUAUUACCGCUCGCGUAGCAAAAACUCUCCUCAAAAUUUGAACGAGCUCAAAGUUGAUGAAAGUGCAUGAGAGUGGAUGAGAGUUGGCGAUGAAACACGAGCGAGAAUUGCAACUCUCAUCAACUCUCAUUCUUGUUUGACUGAGGCUUAUUGUAAUAGUACCAAGUGUCUUGAAAACACCUCCCGUAGGAUUUCCUUGUUAAAGUUAUUUUUCGUUUUCGAGUUGACGAUUAGACUUCAAAACUGUCGAAAAAUGAUUGGGUUAAAAAUCAGGGGAUUGAGAGCUCAAAAAUUUUGAAGGGUAUUUUCAGUGUAUUUAUCAUGGUUAUGGAAUUAAAAACAUACAAAUAGUAACUCCAAUAUGGAAAUCUCAUGCAUGAAACCUGUUUUGAUGACAUUUUCUACCACACUAUUUAAGCUAGCCAUAUGGUUAUUGAAGUUCGAGUCAUUCCUAUACCCUUCCUAUCUGCAUCUAGGCUCGUCAAUCUCGCUGUAUAUCAAAAUGUCAAACUGAAUUUGACUUCCAUCAUUUUUUGAUAGUUUGACAUUUAGUAAACGCAAGAAUUAUAAAAAAUAGCACGCGUAUCGUAUUAGGAAUCCAGGAUUACGCCAACCUCGUUACCAAACUCUUCUAGGGAAGUGGUAUACAUGGUAUACAUAAUAAUGUUUGAAUAAUAAUUGAAAUAAAUAUAACUGGAACGAUACCUCCAAGCGGAAGUUUGAAGCCGAACUUGAAAGCCAGUCCCAGUCUUUUCACGCAUGGGAAGAGCGCGGUGAAUCCGUCUACAAUGAUAUGUAUUUUUGAAAACCGCGGCUUAAAAUUUACAAACAAGCUUUUUAACAGCAUUCAAAGCUUUCUAUUAAUGCAUUUAUGGAGGUAAAACGUUCUAUUAGACUUUACUUUUAGUUUUGGGGGUCAGAUUUGGCUUCAAUACAGUGAAAGAUCGAUAGGCAGUUUUAUCUGAAGGUAGCGUUCCAGUUAAUAUAUGCUAUAUAUUCAAUGCUAUAAAGCGAUACAACUGAAGUAUAUAUCAGCUUAGCGCAAUUUUUUAUUAGCGUUUGUGUCAAAUUUGUGUCUUGUGCGAAUUAGCCAUUCCGAAGUUGAUGAGAGAACUGGAGACGAGUGUUAAAAAGUGCCCAAAUUAAGAAAUGAACCAAAUCACUAAAAAGGCCACCUCAAAAUUAGUAAGUAUACAAAGUUUGAAGACGUUUACAUGAAUACCCUUCGAAUAAUAAGCUUUCGAAAAUUGUGGUGUUUACUAUGAAAUGUAUUGUAAUUUUGUAAUUCUUGUUUUUGGGACGCGCGUCCCAAAAACAAGCUUUUAAUCAGUAAUUUCACAAUUUUCGAAAGCUUAUUAUUCGAAGGGUAUUCAUGUAAACGUCUUCAAACUUUGUAUACUUACUAAUUUUGAGGUGGUCUUUUUAGUGAUUUGGUUCAGAACCUUUCUUAAUUUGGGCACUUUUUAACACUCGUCGCCAGUUCACUCAUCAACUUCGGAAUGGCUAAUACGUAUACGGUCCCUAAUCUACUGCCUCUUUCAUAUCCUUUCAUUUUCGUUCAUAUUUCUCAGUUUCUCUCUUUUUUGAAAAUCCUUGGCACUUUGCUCAGGAGACAAGAAAAUACGCUACGUUUAGGUACGAAACGGUUGAAAUGGAAAACAACCCAUGUAAACAAGCUUCAUUACGUCUGUCUAUAAAUUCCAUAAUUCUUCUGAAAGUAUUUUGAAGAUAUCUAACGCUGAUAUAAUAUCCAUGAAAUACAACUAUAUUUCACAAAGUGUGAGACGUUCAUGUAAGGACCUUUACCUCAACUUUGUACAAAAUAAUAAAAUAUAAUAAAAUCUUCGGUAUUUGCUAGUCCUUUCUAAUAGAUAUAGCAAAUUAUUUUUGCACCAUUUUCAACAAUAUCAAAGACACAAAAGCUCCCUACGCAAUGUUGCUAUUUUUGAAUUGAUCUAACCAUGUUUUACCCCAUGCCUGUAGGGAGUCCAGCUCAUCACGUCAUAUUGACAGACUUUUAACUGGCUGCUUGCAUGUACCUGAAGUUUAUCUUGCGGAGAGCCAACGCUUAUAAUUGUGAAAUACAACUAUUUCAGGAAGUCCAACACCGGGAAAUCUGCCCAGCAAAGAAAAGCGGAAUCUCCGGGUAUUUUCUAGCCAUUUAAUCUAUAUAUUCAGCAACUUAAUUUUAGAUCAUUUUCAAUUAACUUUAAACAAUAUCAAAGACACAAAAGCUCCCCAUGCAAUUUUGCCAUGUUUUGUUCAGCUUUAGCCAUGCAUUCAAAGAACUUAAUUGUUGUCUCUUUUCUGUUGCAUAUCAACAAAAACUCACUGAGUUGCAAGUUCAUGUUACCCAAAUUGCUGUGUCACAAACCCGAAAGUGCACAGACCAAAGUUUCAAAGAUGUACUUUGUUAAAUAUCAAGAUGAUAGAUGUCGUUAAGGAUUAUUUAGCUCCGAAAAGAUUUGGUACUGUCGCCUACCUAUGUGUGAUUGUUCAUUUUCUUUGUGGUUUGGCAUUAAGUGCUUUUACCACAUUUUUGAGGAUGACCGAGAACGCGGGCAAAUUUUUUUGUUCAGCUGAUGCUAAGAGUACGACCACGUACAAGAAACAGGUCGACCAGGUAUGUUUUGCAAGAUAUGAUCACGCAUAUAAUUCCCCUUUGCCUUUUUGUGCGGCUUUGUUCCACUGAGUAUUGGAGUCACAGUUCUUGUCAGUGUUAUUUAUUUCACUGAUAGUGAGCACCCGCGUCGACGAAAUAAAGUCAAUGCACAAACGACAAACUGAUGGCGAAGCCGAGAAUCGUGGACAGAACAGGAAAACGGUAUAUGUUUUUUAUUCAUAUUUUGUCCACCUUGUUCUUCGUGGGUUAUUUGUGAUCACUUUAACUGUUUUGCAACACACAUAUUUCUAUCCAAAUGGGUUUUACUUCAAAUUCAGCUGUAAUUUACCCCCAACGGAUCAAGUAUCAUCCAACAUAAAUACACCAAAGAAUGCGAGUCGUAAUUUGAAUGGUACAUUAGUAACAUGUGAGAAUGCGACAGCGUCAGAAAAAUGGGUAUCAGGCAUAUUUGUGUCUGUAAUAAACAGCAUUGUUGCCGCAGUUAUACUUGGCGAAGUGAUUUAUCUUUUGCCACGUUUACCAAUCCUCAACCGUCAUUCCGGAGUUGGCUGAAACGGUGAUUCUAAAUUUGUUAUUGAAUAUCUUCUUGGCAAGCAAUAUAAUGUUCCUGAUGAAAGUGAACCUUUAACGGGUAUCGAAAGCAAUCCUACGUACUGUAGCACUCAGGAUUAUAUCGACUUUUACAAGGAACAAGUUUUAAAUCGUUCUCGUGCACCUGACAUAAUUUAUGGCCGAAAUGCCAAUAUAAACGAUUUGUAUAUUGACGUUGUUAUCCAUACUGAACGAGCUCAGCAUAAUUUUCCUGAAGAAAUGAGAAGACACGAAAUCUACGACGUUUAUAUGGAAGUUUCUCCAACCUCAAUAUGUUUAGAAAGGAUUGAGGAAUUAUUUUAUCCAAACAGAGAUACAAUGGGAGAAUUUCCUCGUAGCAUUUUGGCGAUUGGAAGACCUGGGAUUGGUAAAACUGUCUUGACCGAAAAAAUUUUGCGUGAUUGGGCUAAUGGAAUUGAUGAAUAUUACUGUUGCAAGAUUGUCUUCUUUUUCAAAUUCAGAUGGUUCAACGAGAAUAUUAGAAAAUUAAUAAAUAUAUCCCUUAAGACAUUUCUUCGGUUUGGGACGGGACUGAAUGUACAAAUUUUUGAAAGUAUUUACGAAGAAAUUGCAAAAGAGCCACAAAAAGCCAUUCUUAUUUUUGAUGGUUUAGAUGAAUAUCACGGUAACCCCAUAAGUUGCUUAGACCAACCUCGCAUCAUUCCAAACGAUCCUAAUACUGGCACGUCAGCAAUGAAUUUAUUCAUUAAACUAGCUUUGGGCGACUUGUUGAAAGAAGCAACGGUUGUAGUAACGAGCAGACCGACUGCAGAUGAUUUUUACUCUAGACUUGAUUUUGAUCGAAAUCUGGAGAUUAUUGGUUUCACUUCUGAUAAGAUUGAAGAAUACGUCAGCCGAUUUUGUGACAAUAAUAACACGAGUGACCUGAAAAUGAAGAUAUGGAACCACAUAAAAUCCUCAUCAGAACUUUUAAACUUAUGUUACAUUCCAGUCAACUGCUUUAUAGUGUGUGUUACUCUCUCUGGAUGUCUUAAUGACCCAAGAAAUGAAACCGGUGCUCUUCCAACAACACUGACAAAACUUUACCAGACAUCCAUUGAUUAUUUUGAGAAACAUCAUCACAGAAAUGCAGACAGAAACUCUACGGCACAUGAAGCGUUAAAGCAACUUCAACGAUUAGCAUUCCUUGGUAUGGAAAGCGGGCAACUGGUUUUUAAUGAAACAUUAUUUGAUGAAGAAAUGAAAAAAUCAGGUUUAUUAAACAGUUUAUCCAAUCCUAUUUUCCCACUACGAACACAAUUUUGUUUUAUCCAUUUAACCAUACAAGAAUUUCUUGCUGCAAAACACGUGACUGAAACACUCGCUCCAGCCGAAAUAAAGAAGUUUAUUUCCGACCAUGUUGAAAGUGGUCAAUGGCAUGUAGUUCUUCAGUUCAUUGCAGGACUUUUGGGCAAGAAAAUCAAGAAUUUUGAUGAGGAAUACAAGGAUUGUGUUUUCACGUUUGCAGAAAGCUUGGAAGUUACUAAUGGUAAAAUGCAAGUUAAAUACCAUCAGGUGUUUAUAAUGAAGUGUUUAAGGGAAGCGGACAAUGAAGAGAUUACUAGAGAAGUUUGCGAAACAACCGCUAUAAACGAUUCGGUAGAACUAUACACUCAUUUUUACGCUGAUAAUAUUUCUCCAAGUGACUGGGCAGCAGUGACUUUCGUUUGCAAACAUAUGAAAAACUUGGCAAAUUUGACAUUGUUUCCAAUUGCCGCAGGUUAUUGUCUUCAGGAGGUUCUGGGAUUGCUACGAAAAAGAUGCCUAAAUAAACUAGAAAUGCGUACGGUAACAUUUCUUUCUGUUGCAGACGAUAUAGACCAAGUAUUUAGCGCAUUAAUGGAAUUAAAUUGCACAUUGGACCACGAACACACUAAGCUAAAUUCAUUAACACUUGAUAAUUUUCGCAUGACAAAAACAGGUUUACCAAUCGUGUGCAAAUUUUUUGAAAACGGGCAUGGUAGCCAACUUGAGCAGUUAACUCUAAAUCUUAAUAGAAUUGAUUCACAUAAAAUUUCGAAACUUUGUGAAGUCCUUAACAAUGGACAUUGUCCAAACCUUACACAUUUGGAUCAUGGAAGUAAUACAAUACGUGAUGAGGAUGCAAUGGUGUUGUGCGAUUCUCUGACGAAAGGGCUUCGUAAACUUAAUAAAUUGGAUGUCAGUUCGUGUGGGUUAACAGAUCGAUGUAUUCCUACGUUAGUUAAGGCAGUGCAAGAUGAACAUUGUCAACUGACUAAACAAUCAUUGGAGUUCAAUGACAUAGGUGAUAAAGGUGCAUGUAUGUUGUUUGAAGAUGCCCAAACAAACGAGCAUUGUAAGCUUACUUUGUUGAAUCUUGAAAGGUGUUUGUUAACGGGUCAAUGUAUACCCAGUUUGUGUAAGGCACUGCAAGAUGAACGUUGUCAACUAACUGAUCUAUCACUGGAGUCUAAUGCCAUAGAUAACAAUGGUGCAUGUUUGUUGUUUGAAGAUGCCCUGAGAAAAGAGCAUUGUAAGCUUACUGUGUUGAAUCUUGAAAGGUGUUCGUUAACGGGUCAAUGCGUACCCAGUUUGUGUAAGGCGCUGCAAGAUGAACGUUGUCAACUGACUGUUUUAUUACUGGGGGAAAAUGCCAUAGGUGACAAAUGUGUAGGUAUGUUGUUUGAAGAUGCCUUAGCAAACGGGCAUUGUAAACUUACUGUGUUGAAUCUUGAAAGGUGUUUGUUAACGGGUCAAUGCAUGCCCAGUUUGUGUAAAGCGCUGCAAAAUGAACGUUGUCAACUGACUGAACUAUCAUUGGAGGACAAUGACAUAGGUGAUAAAGGUGUAUGUAUGCUGUUUGAAGAUGCCCUGACAAAAGAGCAUUGUAAGCUUACUGCGUUGAAUCUUCACGAGUGUUCGUUAACGGAUGAAUGCAUACCCAGUUUGUGUAAGGCACUGCAAGAUGAACAUUGUAAGCUAACAGAAUUGAGCCUUAUAACGAAUAAAUCGGUUACUGAAAACGGCAAGAAGUUGCUUCGUGACACAAUGGAUUAUGAAAGUUGUAAAGUCAACGAUUUACAAAUUGACUGAUGAGUGCAUUGAAAAUUAUAUCUGAUCUUAACAUUUUUGUAUACAUACACCAUAUAAAGCUUUAAAUUUGUAAAAAAUAAACGCUGUUUCAUUAAUAAUUGUAGAUUAUCUUCGCGUUUCUGGGAUUUUGCCAAUCUUUACUAGUGUGAUUAAAGUCUUAAAAUCCCGGAUGAAACGACGAUGAGAGUUGGCAAACGAGAGUUUGCAUGCGAGUUUUCUCAACUCAUGCUCCGAUCCGAACGAGAACAGAAGUUGCAUGAAAGUUGAUGAGAGUUGAGUGGAUAUUACCGCGCGCGUGGCAAAACGAGUUCAAAGUUGAUGAAAGUGCAUGAGAGUGGAUGAGAGUUGGCGAUGAAACGCGAGCGAGAGUUACAACUCUCAUCAACAUGGGCGUACGGGAAGGAAAAAUUAGGGGGGGGGCGGAAAGAAAUUUGCCCGACUUUUUCGGAUUGUGCCAGAGUUGUCAAAAAAAAUUUUCCGGACAAACUUUCCAAAAUUGUUGUCGACGGAUUGAUUACGAAAAAUUCCUAUUAGAUAGCAUAUUUCCCACAAACUUGACAGAAUUUCCCACAAAGCUGACAGAAUUUGUCCCAUCUAUUCUUAUAAUAAGCCAAUAUUGCCCGACUGUGAAGCGAAUAUUGCCCGACUGGCUUUGUUUGCCUAACAAACUGGAAGUGUAUUUAUGGUUAGUCAACUUAAGUAAAUGGAAUUAAAAACAUACAAAUAGUAACUCUAAUAUGGAAAUCCCAUGAAAGCUGUUUUGAUGACAUUUUAUAUCACACUAUAUUUAAGCUAGCCAUAUGUCUAUUGAAGUUCGAGUCAGUCCUAUACCUUCCUAUCUGCAUCUAGGCUCGUCAAUCUCGCUGUAUGUCAAAAUGUCAAACUGAAUUUGACUUUCCAUAUAUUUUGUGUUCAAUAUAUAGACCACAGUAAGACUUUUUUAAAUGUUUAUUUCAUUAACAAACGACGUUUCGGAGAUUUACUCCAUCUUCAGGUAGGAUUACAAUUUGAAUUUAAACUAACAUGCGCAUGCAUAAACGUUAAAAUUGCGACCGUUAUUCGCGCGUGCGAAAUUGCGUAAGCAUAUAAAUUACGUGCACGUGUCCGAUUAAUUCUAAUAAAAAUUAGAAAUUGUUAAUUCUGUCUUUAAUGUUUAAACUACGAAAUCUAAGACAUUUAACUGUUCGUAUUUUCCAUUCAAGUCUGGAUUAAGCUUUUGGAUGAAUAAUGCUUCGGUAAUUUUCCGUUCUACAGAUCCUUUUGUUCUUUUUAAAAUCUUAACAGACAGUUUAGGUUUUUGUCCGUAAUGUUGGUCGAGGUAGUGUUUCGAGAAAGCCAUGUUUUUAUAGGACUUUGCUUUCGGGUUUGCUGCGGAACGAAAAUGUUCUUGGUAUCGAACCACCAAUGGUCUGCCUGUCUCGCCUACGUACGUUGCUCCACAAAGGUCACAGUUGAUUUGAUACACGACAUCUUUCUGUGUACACUGAAUGGGAGCAUUUGAGUUGCUGCAGAUUGGGCAUUUAGAGGUGUCUCUGCAUACUUUAUCGUAAGGUCGCGAUUCUACGAGGAGUUGUUUAAGCGAGCUUUGUGGUCUUUCAACUAUUCUGACAUUGAGGUUUGAACUAAUAGUUGAAAGUUCAAACCAGAAUAGUUGAAAGACCACAAAGCUCGCUUAAACAACUCCUCGUAGAAUCGCGACCUUACGAUAAAGUAUGCAGAGACACCUCUAAAUGCCCAAUCUGCAGCAACUCAAAUGCUCCCAUUCAGUGUACACAGAAAGAUGUCGUGUAUCAAAUCAACUGUGACCUUUGUGGAGCAACGUACGUAGGCGAGACAGGCAGACCAUUGGUGGUUUCGAUACCAAGAACAUUUUCGUUCCGCAGCAAACCCGAAAGCAAAGUCCUAUAAAAACAUGGCUUUCUCGAAACACUACCUCGACCAACAUUACGGACAAAAACCUAAACUGUCUGUUAAGAUUUUAAAAAGAACAAAAGGAUCUGUAGAACGGAAAAUUACCGAAGCAUUAUUCAUCCAAAAGCUUAAUCCAGACUUGAAUGGAAAAUACGAACAGUUAAAUAUCUUAGAUUUCGUAGUUUAAACAUUAAAGACAGAAUUAACAAUUUCUAAUUUUUAUUAGAAUUAAUCGGACACGUGCACGUAAUUUAUAUGCUUACGCAAUUUCGCACGCGCGAAUAACGGUCGCAAUUUUAACGUUUAUGCAUGCGCAUGUUAGUUUAAAUUCAAAUUGUAAUCCUACCUGAAGAUGGAGUAAAUCUCCGAAACGUCGUUUGUUAAUGAAAUAAACAUUUAAAAAAGUCUUACUGUGGUCUAUAUAUUGAACACAAAAUAUACUAAUAACAUGAGACUUAGGGAAAGUUCGUUCCUAAACACUUUCCAUAUAGUUUGACAUUUAGUAAACGCAAGAAUAAAAAAAUAACACGCUUUUCGACCAGGAAUCUAGGAUUACGCCUCGUACCACACUAUGCAAAAGUUCAUUUAAUUAUUGAUGCAUAUAUAAUCUUAUAAAAACAAAAUGAAUGCUAAUCUGGAAAUUGAGUGUUUUAAAAUGAUGACAUUUAAAAUAGUGAUUUUUCGAUCUAAAUCAUCCUCAGACUACAAUAUUAUAUACAAAUUACGCGUGUACAAACUGCAGUGAUUUGAAUGACGAAGACAAUAAUGAAGCGUUUUAUGAGGACUGCGAUAAUCAUUUUGCCAUUCCUGAAAAACUCAGUUGGGAAAGGUUUCUGAAAAAUUAAUAUAAAGACCUUAUCGAAAUUCAUUUGUUAGAAAAGAUAUAUAUCUAUUCUAGUUUUAUCCUGCUCGAAAUGCUUUUCAGGCUCUUUACUCCAGCGAGGCGCGUAGUGGAAAGAGCCUGG